AUGACGCACAGCCGAGACGAGCGUACCUCGGACUCGAUGUCUCGGAGAAGGCCCAACUUCUCAACACGAACUGCUCAAGAGGAUGUCUCUAGACUGGCUCCAAGCGAUUCCCCCAUUGCAUCUCCCGAGGAGAACAGCAGGUUUCCCAAUUGGAGAAAUGCGCUUUCACUUCGCCCGUACGAGCCAUUGAACUCCUCUUCUCAUACAACAGAGCGUCAGCGCCACUCGUUGCCCUCGAAUUUCUUUGGUAGCAUAUCCCGCUGGUGGGACAAACCCGACAAUGAUGAACUGCAAGGUACUUCGAACAGAGCACACCUACCCAUUGACCUUCCUACGGGGCCACUCCGAGAUUCUAGUGUGGACCAAAAGGAACGAAAUGGCCAAAAGAAUCGCGCUUCUGAUAGUGCUUCAAAACUCGGAACUUUCUCGGGAGUUUUUGUGCCGACCACCUUGAAUGUCCUAAGCAUUCUGAUGUUCCUUCGCUUCGGAUUUAUCCUUGGGCAAGCUGGCCUGCUAGGGAUGCUAGGCUUGCUCGCUGUUUCAUACACUAUCAAUUUGGUGACCACCAUGUCUCUUUCUGCCAUCGCGACUAACGGAACUGUCAAAGGAGGGGGUGCCUACUAUUUAAUCUCUCGAUCGCUGGGUCCAGAGUUUGGCGGUUCCAUUGGUAUAGUGUUCUACUUGGGCUAUGUGUUGAAUACUGGUAUGAACGCAGUUGGUCUUGUUGACUGUUUCACGCAAAACUUCGGAACAGAGUCUGGCACUUUAUCCAAUUUUCUUGAAGAAGGUUUCUGGUGGCAGUAUCUCUGGGGCACCAUCAUUCUUCUUACCUGCACUGGGAUCUGCCUAGCUGGGAGUUCCAUUUUUUCUAGAGCAAGCAACGGUCUACUUGUCAUUCUGUUGGUUGCGACCUUCAGCAUACCGGCAUCCGCGAUCUUUAUGAAGCCAUUUAGUAUUCCCAAUCUCCAUGUGACAUUCACUGGAGUGCGCCUUCAGACACUGCUGGAGAAUCUUAAACCCAGGCUCACCAAGGGCGCUGCUGGCAGCCAGAUCCACGGAAAGGAAACCUUCCAGGACCUCUUUGGAAUAUUGUUUCCUGCUACUGGCGGUAUAUUCGCUGGUGCCAGCAUGUCGGGGGACCUAAGGAACCCCAGUCAUUCGAUCCCAAAGGGUACACUUUCGGGGUUGGCUCUGACAUUUGUCACCUAUACACUUGUAAUAGUUGCGAUGGCGUCAUCUAUAACAAGGGAGUCGCUGUAUAAGAAUAGCGAUAUCAUCCAAAUGACAAAUGCUUCGGGAAUUCUUAUUCUUCUAGGAGAGUUCGCGACAUCUUUCUUCUCAGCACUGAUGGGUGUAAUCGGCUCUGCGAAGCUUUUACAAGCAAUUGCACGAGACGAUUUGGUCCCUGGCCUGAAAAUUUUCAGCAAGGGCACCAAAGAAAACGAUGAACCGGUCCACGCAAUCAUUGUAACCUUUGUUGUUGCGCAAUUGACGAUGCUUUUUGACAUUAAUCAGAUAGCAUCCUUUGUCACGAUGACAUAUCUCAUGACAUUCCUGGUGAUGAAUCUCGCAUGUUUUCUUCUAAAGAUUGGAUCCGCUCCUAAUUUCCGGCCGUCCUUUCACUAUUUCAAGUGGCAGACCGCUGCAGCAGGGGCGUUGGUUUGUGGAGCUUCCAUGUUCUUUGUGGAUGGUGUCUAUGCCACAGGUUGUGUCGGUAUCUUAAUCCUACUCUUUUUGCUGAUCCAUUAUAUUUCCCCUCCCAAGCCGUGGGGCGAUGUGAGUCAAAGCCUGAUAUAUCAUCAAGUGCGCAAAUAUCUACUUCGCCUUCGGCAAGAACAUGUUAAAUUCUGGAGGCCCCAAAUUCUACUGUUUGUGACCAAUCUUGAUGAACAAUACAAGAUGGUCUCCUUUUGCAACUCAUUGAAGAAAGGCGCCUUAUUCGUACUGGGCCAUGUUAUUGUGACUGAUGAUUUCUCAUCUGCGGUGCCCGAAGCUCGCCGCCAGCAAACUACCUGGACCAAGUUUGUUGAGAAUUCAAAAGUGAAAGCUUUUGUCAAUAUUGCAGUUUCUCCCUCUGCAGAAUGGGGUAUCCGUAACAUCGUGUUAAACUCUGGUCUUGGAGGAAUGCGGCCAAAUAUAGUUGUCAUUGACCAAUUUCGCAAUGGCCAGUCAUUAGUUGAGACACUGCAACCCAGAAAAGACUCGAAUGACAGACAUGACGUGGCUCCUGAGUCUGCAGUGGAUGAUGUACCUCGGCCACAAAUGAGCUGCGCAAACUACGUCACAAUAUUAGAAGAUCUGCUCUUCAAGCUCCGCAUCAAUGUUGCUGUGGCAAAAGGCUUUGAAAACCUUGAGCUGCCUACGUCUGGACAGCACCAGAAAAAGUACAUCGAUCUCUGGCCUAUUCAAAUGUCUGCAGAACUUGGGGCAGACAGCGAAAGCAAGAAGAAUGUUCUUACCACUAACUUUGAUACAUAUACCCUUAUCCUCCAGCUGGGGUGUAUUCUGAACACCGUGCCAUCCUGGAAGAAGACGUACAAAUUACGGGUAGCCGUGUUCGUCGAGUACGAAACGGACGUGGAUGAUGAGCGAGGACGGGUCCAAGCGCUCCUUGAAAAGCUGAGAAUCGAGGCGGAAGUUCUGGUCUUCUGGCUUGCUUGUGGCGACGUAAAAAGUUAUCGCAUUAUUGUAAAUGGUGACAGGUCGCCAGAGGUUAGAGAUACGCAGGACAAGGUGCAAACAGCUUUGAAAGAUGAAGGCUGGUGGCAGGACAUUGAAAGGUUUCGUAGGAGAUCCCACAACCAACCCAACGCGGACGACUUUGGAGCCGAGUUGGGAAGGGUUUCCAGUUGGCAUGCUGCUUCUAGCCAUGACACUUUACAAAAGGCUCCAGCCCAGUUGGCUGGUGGGAUAAAGAAGCUCAUGGAAUCAACGAGGCGUCGUCGGCGUUCUAUUUCCAGCUUCAAAGGGCUUGGCGGUGUGAAUCUGGGCAUGCAAACGCAUCGCUUACUAGAUAGCUUCGUUGAUUACGACUCAAGCGACAGCUCUUCAAGUGACAGCGAGUUUGAGCCCUUUGUCGAUGAGAGAGUGGAUGGCACAGACAACAAGGAUCCUGCAUCCGCAGAUACUGCGAGACACGAUGUUCCAUCUAUAGUUGCCCCUGAUGCCUCCCCUAAGAGCCGAGCGAGCGAAGCCCGACCACCUAUCAGCCGUUCGGCGUCCAGCAAUCGAUUCAGUUCGUCGCCAAUUCCUGAAGCUCAAGUCAACACUGAUGAAGGUGCGGGACCCUCGAUCAUGUUCGCACCGAGCUCACCCCCUCCGCGGGCUUCGAACCGGCGUGAAUCUAUUUAUACGCGCCGAUCAUCAUCGGUAGGGUCUGGUACUGCGUCCGGAUACCCCCGGCGGGCGUCUGUGCCGUUGUCCUUUAAUGAUCUUCCUAGCCGAGCGCAACACCUGAUUUUGAAUGAGUUGAUGGCAGAGCAUAGCAGUGAAACUGCCGUCAUCUUUACAACGCUGCCGUCUCCCAUGGAAGGCACCGCACAAGGUGAAGCAACGAGUGAAUCUUAUCUGAGUGACCUGGAAGUCUUAUGGCAGGGGUUGCCACCAUGUUUGCUAGUACAUAGCAACAGUAUGACGGUGACAAUGAACCUGUAA
Messenger RNA from Aspergillus nomiae NRRL 13137, 3654 nucleotides. Its product is annotated as putative cation chloride cotransporter. Gene Ontology annotation, cellular component: membrane. Gene Ontology annotation, molecular function: potassium:chloride symporter activity. Gene Ontology annotation, biological process: potassium ion homeostasis; cell volume homeostasis; chloride transmembrane transport. The coding region runs from base 1 to 3654 and encodes 1217 amino acids. NCBI's taxonomy places the organism in Eukaryota, Fungi, Ascomycota, Eurotiomycetes, Eurotiales, Aspergillaceae. The transcript is spliced from 4 exons. The record is from RefSeq and is a predicted model, not a curated record.